AUGGCGAUCUGUACUUAUAACGCACGUAUGCUUGCAUCGGAAGCGGCCAUCGAAGAUCUGAUGAUGCAAGCUAAGAAGAUCAAGUUCGACGUCAUCGGACUGACCAAGACGAGACGUCACCCUCUCAACGCCGUAUAUGAAACUGGAGAAGAACUGUUUUUAGGAACAUGCGACAGUAGAGGUGUUGGAGGAGUUAGCGUCCUCGUCAACACGAGUAUGGCAAAGAACGACUCUUUCGAACAACUUACGACCCGAAUCGGACGUCUGCGGAUGAGAAGAUGUGGUCCAACACCAGCUUUGACUAUCUUCUUCGCUUACGCCCCAACAUCAAGCUACGAUGAAGAAGAUGUCGAAGCUUUCCAUAUGGACCUGGAGAAGUUCUAUCGAGAAGAUCAUGCUUUCUACAAGGUCAUAAUUGGCGAUUUCAACGCCAAAGUUGGCCUAAGAAGAACGCCGAAGGAACUUCACAUCGGAACCCACGGCCUACAUUGGAACAACCAGGAGGAGAGGCUCUCCGAGUUCAUCAUGACGACUAAGACCAUCCAUGGGAACUCGCAAUUCCAGAAGCCCUCCUCUCUACGCUGGGAGUCACCCAGUGGAGAGUAUCGUAAUGAAAUAGACCACAUCAUCGUCAAUAGAAGGCUCUGCCUGACGGACGUCGGUGUUGUACCAAAGUUCUAUACGGGAUCGGACCAUCGCCUCUUCCGAGGAAAAUUUUCCUUCACAAGGAGAGCAGAGAAGGCCGCCAAGUUCAGAGGAAGAAAUCCCAGAACUAUCAUCAACUGGGAUCUCUUCGCUACGUUAGCCGGCUUUUGGGAAGAUUCCGCAAUGGACAACAUCGACGAGGAGUAUGACCGGUUUGUUGGACACCUUCACGACUGCGCGAAGAAGGCUGAGAGUUUUGAAACCACCAAGAGGCGCCUGUCUCUUGAAACUCAUGAGCUGAUACGCCAGCGUGGAGCAGCAUGA
Molecule: messenger RNA, 969 nt
Organism: Necator americanus (New World hookworm)
Lineage: Eukaryota; Metazoa; Nematoda; Chromadorea; Rhabditida; Ancylostomatidae
Exons: 1
Coding region: 1-969 (322 amino acids)
Molecular function (GO): catalytic activity
Source: RefSeq, a predicted model, not a curated record